Messenger RNA from Kogia breviceps (pygmy sperm whale), 764 nucleotides. The record is from RefSeq and is a predicted model, not a curated record. NCBI's taxonomy places the organism in Eukaryota, Metazoa, Chordata, Mammalia, Artiodactyla, Physeteridae.
AUGGCCUCCAUCUUAGAGUUCGCCUGCAUCUACUCAGCCCUCAUUCUGCACAACUAUGAGGUGACAGUCACAGAGGAUAAGAUCAAUGCCCUCAUUAAAGCAGCUGGUGUAAAUGUUGAACCUUUCUGGUCAGGGUUGUUUGCAAAGGCUUUGGCCAAUGUCAACAUCGGGAGCCUCAUCUGCAAUGUGGGGGCAGGUGGACCUGCCCCAGCAGCUGGUGCUGCACUAGCAGAAAGUCCUGCCCCCUCCACCACUGCUACCCCAGCUGAGGAGAAGUAAGUGGAAGAAAAGAAAGAAGAAUCUGAAGAGUCUGAUGAUGACAUGGGCUUUGGUCUUUUUGACUAAACCUCUUUAGUAACAUGUUCAAUAAAAAGCUGAGCUCCUAAAAAAAAAAAUUACACCUUAAAGAACUAGAAAAGGAGAACAUGGUAAACACAAAGCUAAAAGGAGGAAGGAAAUAAUAAAUAUUAGAGUGAAGAUAACAGACUUAGAGAAUCGGAAAAUAGAAUCAAUGAAAAUAAAGUUAGUCCUUUGAAAAAAUCAACAAAAUUGACAAAACUUUAGCUAAAAUGACAGACAGAGAAUAGAAGAUUCAAAUAACUAAAAUCAGAAAUGAAAAUGAGGACAUUACUACCUACUUUACAGAAAUAAAAAUAAUUAUAAGAGAAUACUAUGAACCAUUGUAUGCCAACAAAUUAGACCUAGAUGAAAUGGACAAGUUCCUAGAAACACAGAUACCAAAAACAGACUCAAGAAGAAAUAGA